UCCACAUCCAGCAACCAAGAAAACAAUAUAAAAAACCUUCGAAAACUGCAAAAACCCGAAUAUUCAAAAGCCAACAAAGCUGUCUUCCUCCCUCACGCCACCGACCAACCAAAAUUCUGAGAGAUUACUGUUCCUGUUGGGUUUCCUUUUGCUCCACAGCUUUUUCCCCCUUACCUUCUAUCCAAAAAGAAGCAAUCUUUUUCCUUAUCUCCAAACAAAACCUUAAGAAAAGAAAAGGAAAAGACAUCAACUUUAUGUUUCAGAAGCUAAACCCAAAACAGACCAUCAAUUCAACUCCUCAAACGAAUCAGACUUUUCACUGUUUAUAAAUCCAAUUAUAUUUCAUAAAACAGCCCUUCAAAUUGUUUUUUCUUGAUUUGAUCAAAUCCAGCAAUGAUUUUACCAAGACUUUUCCUUUUUGUUUUCUUUUUUUCUCUUGUUUUAUGCAAUGAGCAAUUCAAUCCUCACAUUCUUCCAAGACCCUUGAUUUUAGAAACAACCCAGUUGAGGGAAGUUGACAAUGAAGUCAAAUUGCAAUGUACAAGCUGGAGAUUUGGUGUUGAAGCUAAUAAUUUGAAUCCAUGGAAAACAGUUCCCCUGGAGUGUGGAGAGUAUGUGAAAGAUUACAUGCUUGGAAGAGCUUAUAGUUUGGAUUUAGAAAGGGUGUCUAAUGAAUCUGGGGUUUAUGCAAAGAGUUUGAAAUUGAGUGGUGAUGGGAAAGAUAUUUGGGUUUUUGAUGUUGAUGAGACUUUGCUUUCUCAUCUGCCUUAUUAUGCUGAUCAUGGUUACGGCUUGGAGAUAUUUGAUCCAGCGGAGUUUAAUAAAUGGGUUGACAAGGCUAUCGCACCUGCUCUGGAGCCGAGUUUGAAGCUCUAUAAGGAGGUCAUGGAUCUGGGCUUCAAGGUUUUCUUGCUGACUGGACGCAGCGAGACGCAAAGGAGCGUGACAGAGGAGAACUUGAUCAAUGCAGGGUUUCAGAAUUGGGAUAAGCUUAUUUUGAGGGGAUCUGAGGAUCAUGGGAAAUUGGCAACAAUAUUCAAGUCGGAUAAGAGAAGCGAGAUGGUGAAAGAGGGAUUUAGGAUUCUCGGAAACUCCGGAGAUCAAUGGAGUGAUUUAUUGGGAUCCUUCAUGUCAAAUCGCUCCUUCAAGCUUCCGAAUCCUAUGUAUUAUAUUCUUUGACAUGGCCAAAAUUCUUCUAAAAUCAUUGUGCCCUGUAUAAGUAACUGUAUAAUAUGCAAGAAUCUGAUGCUGUGAAUUGUAAUGACUUUUAAAUUCUCUUUUACUUUGUAAUUUAUGAUGCUACUACGCGAAUGCCACUACUGUUACGGAUAA
This is a messenger RNA of Populus trichocarpa (black cottonwood), 1332 nucleotides long. RefSeq names its product acid phosphatase 1. Bases 394 to 1179 code for a protein of 261 amino acids. NCBI's taxonomy places the organism in Eukaryota, Viridiplantae, Streptophyta, Magnoliopsida, Malpighiales, Salicaceae. The record is from RefSeq and is a predicted model, not a curated record. Gene Ontology annotation, molecular function: acid phosphatase activity. The transcript is spliced from 3 exons.